Molecule: messenger RNA, 1721 nt
Organism: Trichobilharzia regenti
Lineage: Eukaryota; Metazoa; Platyhelminthes; Trematoda; Strigeidida; Schistosomatidae
Source: the annotation of a GenBank genome assembly
AGUCUUCUGAACACCUUGAGCAGCAAUCUUCGUAUGUUUGGCAUGCGAUUCGCCCCUGGAAAAUGUAAGAUGCUGCUACAGGACUGGACCCCGUCAAUCCCUAACUUAGUGAUAGGGAGUGAAGUGAUAGAACAUGUUGACCACUUCACCUACUUGGGAAGUUGUAUUAGCACCAACGGACUGAUUGGCGAUGAAAUCUCAGCACGGAUCCGAAAAGCUCGAGCUGCUUUCGCUGACUUACACCAUCUCUGGCGUAGGCGUGACAUCCGGUUAUCAACCAAGGGACGUGUGUACUGCUCAUCAGUUCGCUCCGUCCUUCUCUAUGGCUCUGAAACAUGGCCAAUACGCGUUGAAGACAUGAAAAGGUUGACUGCUUUCGAUCAUAGAUGUCUGCGAUCUCUGUCUCACGUUAGGUGGUUUCACAAGAUAAGUAAUGUUGACGUUAGGCGUAGAGUGUUGGGCAAAGAGGGAAAAUCAAUCGACGAGGCUAUAAAGUUACAUAGACUAAGAUGGCUAGGUCACGUGCUGCGCAUGCCUAACCACCGCCUCCCCCGACGGGCAUUGCUAGCUGAUAUAGGUUCAGGUUGGAAAAGAGCCAGUGGUGGCCAAACAAAAACAUUGCAUCAAUCCAUGAAAUCCUUGACAGUUAAACUGAGUCAGGUAGGGAGAUGCAGACUCCCGGGUUGGGGCCCUCGGGACUCUGGGAAUCAAUGGCUGGAGACAGUAGGUGACAUGGCUCAAAAUCGUUGUCAGUGGCGCAGAUGUAUUCAGUCUCUGUAAUCUUUCAUAUUCCUUUCUACAAUUACCCAUUCUGUUUCACUCUUAUAUUUGUCAAACUCUAUUGAUUCUCUUCACUCAUCUUCUUGUCUACCUUGUGUGCCAAUUGGAACGUGGCAACUCGAACUGCUGCACUUCGGUGCCAAGUUCUAUGUUGAAUCCAGACAGACAGACUACUAGAGAUAUGACUGCAAAUCUUUGUUACUGGCACAGAUGCAUUCACUCUAUGUAAUCCUGCGUAUCUAUUCAACUCAUGUUCUUCCUUGUUACUAUUUAUUCUCCCUCACAUUUACGCUCGUUAAACCUCCGUUUAGUUUUGUGUCUCUACCUUUGUGUACUACAUGGAAUGUGGUCAUUUAAGCAGGUGGACUUCUUCGCAAACUCAUACUGAAAGGCAGUCAGAAUGACAUGACAUUCAAUAAUGAUCUCCAAAAUGUCAAUAAAUGAUAAGUGUAAUUCUUAAUCUGGUUCUUUGCUAAAUGAAUAAUAGAUACUUUUCAGUAAUCUCUUCUUCCACCCGGGACUCGUCUCCUACUUUGCAAGUGUCUCUUGUGCUAAGCUUUCGAUCAUUCAGCAUUCGCCGUUGUUGUUGUUGUUGUUGACUCAGGAUCUAGAUGACAUUUAGUUAAAUGAGGUUUCGGUCGUGCAAACACGAGUCCUAGGCAGUUGACUGGUUGCCUUAUCAUUUUUCAAAUAGAAUGCAGCAUACUGUAUAUUAGGGUAAAUCUUCUGCUUUGCUUGCUGAAGCUGGUGUUCUUCAGGGUACUGUUAUGUUGUCUCCUUUUCUUUUUUUCUCUCUCGUCUUACAUGACUUCUCUUUCUGAUGAGAGCAACUUCGUCAAAUACACUGGUGAUCUGACCGUCUCACUUCCUGUCAUGUCACAACGUGUCACCAGGAGGACUUAAUUUUUCAGUUUGUGCAUAUAUAUAUAUAUAUAUAUAUA